UCCGUACUUGCGCAUGCGUACUUCUCAGUCCGUCAGACAGCGGCAGCCAGUAAACAUGGCUGGUGUAGGCUUCCGACGUUGGGCCUUAGCCCUUCGUAAAGGGAAAGGUUCUGGCAUUGCAGUCCUUUUGUCGGGUACUAGAGCAGCCUCUGGUCCUUCAAAGGAUACCAUACUGGGUCCUUUUCCGACGACCCCCGAGGAGAGAGCUGCAGCUGCAAAGAAGUACAACAUGAAGGUUGAAGACUAUGAACCAUAUCCCGACAAAGGCGAGGGCUUUGGUGAUUAUCCAAAGCUCCCAGACAGAUCUCAGCAUGAGAGAGACCCCUGGUACCAGUGGGACCACCCUGACCUGAGGAGGAACUGGGGAGAGCCGAUGCACUGGGACUUCGACAUGUUCAUCAGGAACCGUGUGGAUACUUCUCCCACCCUUUUGUCCUGGUCCGCGAUGUGCAAACAACUGUUUGGUUCCCUCGGCUUUAUACUGCUCAUGUUCUACCUUGGGGAGGUAUUUCCAGCUUACCAAGCUGUUGCACCGAAACAGUAUCCCUACAACGACUUGUACCUGGAGAGAGGAGGAGAUCCUGAAAAACAACCAGAAGAAGUCAAAAAUUAUGUUAUUUAAUGACUUACUUCUGAUUCUACUUGUGUAUAUAUAUUUCUGUCAAGAAUAAAA
This is a messenger RNA of Labrus mixtus (cuckoo wrasse), 673 nucleotides long. RefSeq names its product NADH:ubiquinone oxidoreductase subunit B8 (gene ndufb8). The transcript has 5 exons. NCBI's taxonomy places the organism in Eukaryota, Metazoa, Chordata, Actinopteri, Labriformes, Labridae. Gene Ontology annotation, biological process: mitochondrial electron transport, NADH to ubiquinone. The coding region runs from base 14 to 622 and encodes 202 amino acids. Gene Ontology annotation, cellular component: mitochondrion. The record is from RefSeq and is a predicted model, not a curated record.